Messenger RNA from Glarea lozoyensis ATCC 20868, 1650 nucleotides. Its product is annotated as F-box. Lineage: Eukaryota; Fungi; Ascomycota; Leotiomycetes; Helotiales; Helotiaceae. The coding region runs from base 1 to 1650 and encodes 549 amino acids. The record is from RefSeq and is a predicted model, not a curated record. Gene Ontology annotation, molecular function: protein binding. The transcript has 3 exons.
AUGGUCGACGUAGAUUACCUUGGUUAUCCUCUAUGGAUCCGUGACCCGGGUAAAAUUCUAUAUCCGCCUCUACCACUGUCGGUCUCAAAGGUCCUGGAGGGCUGGCCGGUAGACCCUGAUACCUUAAUUUUUCGACUACCCAGCGAAAUUCUAUCACAAAUCGUUCAGGACAUCGACAAAAAAGACCUGGCAUCUCUCGCUCUGGUCAACAGUGCCUGUCGUCAACUUGUUCGAUCCCGUCAGUUUGCUAGCGUUACCAUGAAUUAUAGUGAGGAAUCUUGUGAAAUCCUGGCUCAACUUAUGCGCGAGUCGAAAGGAUUCCUGAAUAACGAGUGUCCUCGAUGGCAUCUCAGUACAAGAGAGAUCCUGUCAGAGGAUGAUCCAUCAAGAGCAUUAGGGAAUGAAAACGAUCGAAUUGGGUUUGAGGAAUUUACUCUCAACAUACUAUCGUUAAUCCGAGGACCUUCGAGAUUACCUCAUUUAGAGACAGUCGAAUGGCGUAACAGUCACGAUAUCCCAAUAGCCGACGACUACUUCAUUGACACCGUGACAUCGUCGUCAAACCUUCGGAAUAUUGUGCUUUGCAACUUACGUACCUCUAAGCAACUAUCACAUGCCAGACAAAGUCCUAGCACGCCAAGUCAACAGCUUCAAUGCCUCUUCAUUCAGAAUUGUACUUUCGAUAAUGAGGACAAAGCAGAUCAGAUCAGAGUCAGAGACUUGAUACGUGGGUCUUCCAAGAGUCUUGAGACUCUGUUCUGGGAUCUAGAGGUUUACUAUAACAAAAGUCACGUACAAAAUGUGCAAUACUCCCUUGUCGACGACGACUCCCCGGCACCAGUCUUCGAGAAUCUUCGCAACUUGUCUCUCAAAGCAGCGUUCUCGGAUGUUCAAACAUGGAAGUGUCUAUUGGCUCCACAGCUCCGUAUCUUAGACAUACGAGCCUACGCGGCAGACGAUCUUUCCGACCAGUGUCUUCAAGAAUUAGGUCACAAACGAAACUUGCACACAUUUAGUUGGGCGCGCUCAGCGGCUAAGAAAACCAGCGUACCUCUUGCAUUCUUAAAAGCCAACACGCAGAUAUCGCGCCUAGGAUUGGCGGUAGAAGGACGUGGUGGAAGCAAACCUGAGCAUGCAUUAGAGCAUGAUGUCCUCCCUUUGUUAAUACAUGCCUUCCAAUCUCUCACCUCGCUACAGAUCUUCUGGGAUGGGUGGCAUCUACCAGCUGCGAAUCUCGAGAUGAUCAGUCAGAUAUCCACGUUGGAGGAAAUCCAUCUUGGCACAUGUUCUACCAACUGGUCUCUCGACCACGAUGUGAUUCUAAACAGUCUCGGAAACCUCGCUAAACUCAAGAGAAUCGGCUUCAGUCACGACGAGCACCGCAUGCCAGUUUUCAGACUUUUAAAUGGUGACCUGUAUUUCAACGACGAUGAAACCCCACUUGAUCCUGGUGUAAACCCCAAUCGUGUCGCCCAUGACAGAUUGGAAGACAUAGCGAAUAGCUAUCUUGCCGUAUUUCAACGUUUAGAAUGGCUUGCAUUUGAUAAUGUUUCUUUUCUAACUUCCGGAUCAGUGGACGAUGGUUCGAGGCGGAUGGCUACUGCUAAUUCUGAGAUUUAUCGACAUUUUCUCGAUGGGGUGUUUUAUUAG